AUGAGGUGUGUGACUGUGGUGCGAGCUGAAAGCCAAGCGUCGCGCCGCGGCUUGCGCCCGCGACGGCGAUUGUUUACGGCGCGCACGCGCGGCGCGGCGCGUGUGUCCCCCUCCCCCGCCCCCCGCCGGCCUCCCGCCAGUCCCCGCCACCCCCCGGCACCCCCCGGCGGCAGCUGCUCCGCACAGGUGGCGCGUGUGGGAACUCGACGGCUCCGAGCGUUCCCACGAUCGCGCGCCCUCCGCUCCCUAUAUAAGCCCCCGCUCGACCGUCAGAACACAUUCCGCGUUCAACGCUCAGCGCUAACGCACGCACUCACAACUCACACACCAAUGUCUACCAUGUCUUACGAUCUCGCGUACCCGAUCACGGACGACGGCCCGCAGCCCGUCUCGCGCACUUAUCAAUAUCGCAAAGUGAUGAAGCCGAUGCUCGAGCGCAAAAGGCGCGCUCGCAUCAACCGCUGCCUCGAUGAGCUCAAGGAGCUCAUGGUCAGCGCUCUCCAAUCGGAAGGUGAAAACGUCGCCAAACUGGAAAAAGCCGAUAUUUUGGAAUUGACUGUGAACCAUCUCCAUAAACUCCGCCGUCAACGUCGCCUGUCCCUCAACUCGACAGUGGACACAGACCGCUUCAGAGCCGGAUUCACUCAUGCCGCUAAUGAAGUGUCCCGUUGCCUGGCUUCCAUCCCCGGAGUGGACGUGAGGCUGGGGACUCAGCUAAUGACUCACCUCGGACACAAGCUGAACGACAUCCAGCGCGCCGCCAACACGGACACCCCCCCAGCCAGCCCGCCGAGCCCCGCUCUGUCGACAGCCUCCUCAUCAUCAGGCUACGUGUCCCCCUCGCCGCCGGCGUCCCCCCUCCCCCUGCACACGGCCGUCCCCCUGGACUGCACCACCAACUGUUCCAAGGCCCCCGUGUGGCGUCCGUGGUGA
Molecule: messenger RNA, 933 nt
Organism: Danaus chrysippus (African queen)
Lineage: Eukaryota; Metazoa; Arthropoda; Insecta; Lepidoptera; Nymphalidae
Source: the annotation of a GenBank genome assembly